Messenger RNA from Peromyscus maniculatus bairdii (prairie deer mouse), 1830 nucleotides. It is a transcript of the gene Dnajc19, whose product is annotated as DnaJ heat shock protein family (Hsp40) member C19. Gene Ontology annotation, cellular component: PAM complex, Tim23 associated import motor. Gene Ontology annotation, biological process: protein import into mitochondrial matrix. NCBI's taxonomy places the organism in Eukaryota, Metazoa, Chordata, Mammalia, Rodentia, Cricetidae. Gene Ontology annotation, molecular function: ATPase activator activity. The record is from RefSeq and is a predicted model, not a curated record.
CAGUUCCCGACGCGCUUUACGGCGCUCCUGCCGUGUUGCGCGGCGCUGCUGGACCUGGCGGCGGCGUUGGCUGUAGCGCAGCGGUCUGCACGGACGUUCUGUGGCGGGGGCUCGCGCUGGGAUGACCGCGCGGUGCCCGGCCGCGGAGCGGAGUCAUGGCCAGUACAGUGGUAGCAGUUGGACUGACCAUUGCUGCUGCAGGAUUUGCAGGCCGUUAUGUUUUACAAGCCAUGAAGCAUGUGGAGCCUCAAGUAAAACAAGUUUUUCAAAGCCUACCAAAAUCUGCCUUCAGUGGUGGGUACUAUAGAGGUGGGUUUGAACCCAAAAUGACAAAACGGGAGGCAGCAUUAAUACUAGGUGUAAGCCCUACUGCCAAUAAAGGAAAGAUCAGGGAUGCUCAUCGACGGAUUAUGCUCUUAAACCACCCAGACAAGGGGCAACAGAACUGUCAUGAGAAUGACUGUAACCAUGGGUAGGGGACACGCCAAUGAGUAUUUUGUUUUCAUAGUGCAGACCUCAGUGACCUGGAGGAAUGCAUCUACUUCAAGAGGUUGCUGCAGACAUUGCUCCAUGGAAAUGUGUGCAAACAGUUCUUAGAGCCUUUCACCUACUCCUACAUAAAAUGAAAACUUUGAUGUAGCUGAGAUUCCAAAGCUAAGCAGCACUUAGUUCUGUUCCUUGCCCACAAACAAAAGGAGCCAGUUAAGUAACUUGUUUUAUAGUUCUUAUGGAAUACAGCCCCUUAAAUUUCAAUAAAAUUGAAAUUUCAAGGAAAAACUAUAGACAAUUUUGUGGCAUAAUCAGCACCCUGAAAUUCAAUUGACACCACUAUAGUGUUUAAGCACAGGAAAGACCACUCAACGGAUAAUUUAUAUACAACUAAGAGCAGCUAGAAAUUCUAUGAAAAGGAAAAACACCUAUCAACUUUGUGUUGGGGCUGUCUCCCUUGCUGGGGCACGAAGAAACUGUGAAAUCAAUUGGAAAUAAAGGAAUUUGGUAAGAGGAAACACAGUGGUUCCAAAGAAGAGUGAAAACAGUAUCAGAUAUAGUAUGCAACAGCACAUUACUGUCAAAUGAUCAAAACUCCAAAUUAGUCAUUUCAGUGAAUUCUGUUCAAAAUCAUCUAACUUAGAAGAAAUCCUGUUCUGAUAUUUUUAUGUCUGUACACUUAAUCAUGAUCACUGGGGGUUAAAUUAUGUUGAAAUGUAGUCCAGGUUAAUAAGCCCAUAUUGAUAGCCUGGAUUUUCUUAUUUACAAAGUAGGGCUAGAAAAUAUUCACUGCUGUGCCACCUUCAAAACUGAAAUUCAUGACCUCUUCAACUUAAAACACAGUUCUAACAUUAAGAAGGGGAAGAAGAAAUAUAAAAGGAAAACAAAUUCUUCAAUAGUAUUUGAUUAUUAUUUAUAUGUUCAUCUAUCUUUAAAACAUGAACUCUUCAGAAUGGGAAUUAAUGCCCUUACCUAGACUUCCGUACUGUCUCUGUAACCUCUAUACUCAAAAGAUUUACAAUUUACAUUAUUUGGGGGGAAACACAUGAAAAUACAUGUUUUGGAAAGAAUGCAAAAAUUGAUUGGUUUGAAAGGGGUUUAUUUCUACUGCACACAAUUUCUUCAUGGUGAAUAUACAGUGAUUCUCUGUACAAUAAGAAAUGAAUGUGUUCAAAAUAUAGACAUAGCAAACAUGAUUCUUUCCAGUUACCAAAACUUGUGACAACAUAAAAUAUUGAAUGAAACUAAGUAAAUACUAUUUGAAUGAUUAGUAUGUGUAAAGGAAAACACAUCACACUACGAUAACACAAAAACAUUAACAUGCAUCCUCUUUUAAGAAAA